GAGACAGAGCAGUCUGAUUGGCACAUGUGCGCCGAUUACGUCGAACUAGGGAGGAUAAAUAAAAGCGCCUUUUAGACGAAAAGGACUGGAAACUUCCAUUCACACAGCCGAAGAGCUGCCUGCGAGAAGCGCUUCAUCUAAGAGAAGUCACUUACAGAUAUCUACACAGUUACCUCUUUUAAGUGCACAAGAUUCUGCAGCCAUGUCUGUGAACAUUCAGAUCAACAGCCCUAAUGUGAGGUACACAGAUGCACACAUUGUGGCGCAGUAUCACUACCAGACCACGUCAGCGCACAGAGAGGGCAACAACAUAACGUUGACCCCCCGGACCACUGAGAUGACGUUUCGCACAGAGCGGCGUGUGCCCCGCCUGGGUGUGAUGCUGGUGGGCUGGGGAGGCAACAAUGGGACGACAGUCACAGCAGCCGUACUAGCCAACAAGCUGGGUCUCACCUGGAGAACCAAGAAUGGAGUGAAGAAAGCAAACUACUUCGGCUCCCUCCUGCAGAGUUCUACUGUUUGUGUUGGAUCAGGGCCCGAGGGCGAAGUCAGCGUGCCCUUUCGUGACCUUCUACCCAUGGUGCACCCUAAUGAUAUUGUCUUUGACGGCUGGGAUAUCUCCUCAAUGGAUCUUGGCAGUGCGAUGGAGAGAGCUCAGGUACUUGACUGGUCAUUACAAGAGCAGCUGCGGCCAUAUAUGAGCCGCAUGAAACCCAGACCGUCCAUCUAUAUCCCAGAAUUCAUUGCUGCAAACCAAGAGAAUCGGGCAGACAACGUCCUCACCGGGACCAUGGCAGGGCAGGUGGAGCAGAUCAGAGCUGACAUAAGGGAUUUCCGUCAGUCGAGCGGUGUGGACAAAGUCAUUGUUCUGUGGACCGCCAACACUGAGCGCUUCUGUGAUAUCAUACCGGGGGUCAAUGACAGCGCAAAGAACCUGCUAACUACAAUCCAGGCUGGACACGAGGUUUCUCCAUCCACUCUGUUUGCAGUGGCCAGCAUACUGGAGGACUGUGCCUUCAUCAACGGCUCCCCACAGAACACGUUUGUACCAGGAGCCAUAGAGCUGGCUGUGCAGAAAGGGGUGUUCAUUGGAGGAGACGACUUCAAAUCCGGUCAGACCAAGAUCAAGUCUGUGCUGGUGGACUUUCUGGUCAGCUCAGGUAUCAAGCCGGCCUCCAUUGUCAGCUACAAUCACCUCGGCAACAACGAUGGCAAGAACCUGUCUGCUCCGGAGCAGUUCCGCUCCAAAGAGAUCUCCAAGAGCAACGUGGUGGAUGACAUGGUUGAGUCAAACCGUGUGUUGUACAAGCCUGGAGAAAAACCAGACCACUGUGUGGUGAUUAAGUAUGUCCCCUAUGUGGGAGACAGCAAGCGUGCCAUGGAUGAAUACACUUCGGAAAUAAUGAUGGGAGGGACGAACACUAUCGCACUGCACAACACCUGUGAGGACUCCUUACUCGCCAGCCCAAUCAUCCUGGACCUGGUGAUCCUGACAGAGCUUUGCCAGCGUGUGACUGUCCGGCCCCAGGAGGAGGAGGACUUCCAGUCCUUCCACAGUGUCUUAGCACUGCUCUCCUUCCUUUGCAAGGCCCCCCUGGUCCCAUCAGGGACCCCAGUCAUAAAUGCUUUCUUUCGCCAGAGGGCCUGCAUAGAAAACAUCAUGAGAGCAUGCCUUGGCCUUCCUCCUCAGAACCACAUGCUGCUGGAGUACAAGCUGCAGAAAAGCUUCCUGCCCCCACAUACGCCCUAUACCAAUGGCGACGUGGCUGUUUUGAAAAAAGUUGCCCUUACCAACAGAAACCAUGUGCCGCUAACAAAUGGCAUCUGUGCUUAUGCCGAUGAUGCAGCACAUGAAAUAUGACCGCAAAUACAACACUACAGCCCAAGUCAGAAAUGAUAGAUAAUAGUAUUGUAAAGUUGAUACCUUGUUUGAAAAUCAUCGAUCAAGCAACAACAAACAACAAAAUCAAGUAACACUGGUUUCACAACUUUGCAGAGUCAAUGUGACCUUUAUGUAAGAUUAUCACCACAUCUAGGCCUAAUAAAGAAAGGCAUGGUGCUGCAACAUUUGUAUGAACACGCAGUUCUGUCUGCUGAUAGCUUAGAAAGUCUACAUAAGCCUAUAGAGGGCCUAAAGCUGAUACACGGAGCAACUUUUAGAGCAAUGGUGCUGGGCAAUGUUGCCGUCAAUGGUAAUGGGUAAAGAUUACAUCUGUAAUCCCCUUCCCCCAUCACUAUCCGUUCAAAACUUAAUCAGAUUUUCCACCAGCAAGAUUGCCCAGCAACAUUUCUGAAAAAGUUGCCCCGUGUAUCAUCAGCUUAAGUCGCUCACUUCUGCUUCCACCCCAUGGGGCCUUAUUUCGGUAAAAAUAUGUACGGUAUCCCAUUUGAAUGGUGCCAUGAAUCACGUUAGUCAAUUUAAAAGCUACUUUUGUAAGUCAAGAAAGUCGCAGAUUGUCAUAAAGCAGUAAAGUAACUCACUGAACUAUAUCUCAUCUCGCACAAUAUACGUCACACCAACAAGUUAACACUGUAAUACGAACUGUUUAGCUACUAGCUAGGUAACUUAGCUAUGUUCCAUGCACAAAUGUAUCUCACCUGAUGUGUGAUGUUGCAGGCUAUCGCCAUUGACUACCAAACAUCAGAGUCGGGUUUAUUGUCGGGUACAUUUUCAUACGGUGAAAUUUGCCCUGGUAUAAAGGUGCUGAACAGUACACAAACAUAAUUAUAGAAAAAGUAAAGAGAUCCAAAAUGUACAAGUAUACAAAAAAUAUGCAAAAGAAUAUACAGGAUAUUUGACACAGACUGUGCAAAUAUUCGUAAUAAGAAUUAGUGCAAUGUACACAGUUCAAACCAUUUGUUUUUUUUUCCUGAAAUAAGGCCCCGCGGAAGGGGAGGGACUUAGUAUGAAUCCUCUAUACCAGAGUCAUCUGAGUCUCCACACAGCAUAAUGGUCACUGCAGGCUAUUUUGUUUCAAUGUAUUUUACAGAGCUUUUAUGCAGAAUUAACUGUGUUGAAUAUUUAAAAAAUAAAUACAUUGUUUUAGUUUUUCAUGGUAUUUAUAUCUGUAUUCAUGUGGUUUUUCAUGUGUAAUGUAAAAUACAAUUGUACAGUAAAGUUCUUAAAUGGGUGGAAUAUUUUAAAUGUUUUACCAGCAAAUGUGAUACUGAUCUUGCCGCUGUGAAAAUAAAAUGAAACUAAAUAUAUAUAUAUAAUACAGAAAA
Micropterus salmoides (largemouth bass) is the source of this 3225-nucleotide messenger RNA. RefSeq names its product inositol-3-phosphate synthase 1-A-like. Gene Ontology annotation, biological process: inositol biosynthetic process; phospholipid biosynthetic process. Gene Ontology annotation, cellular component: cytoplasm. The record is from RefSeq and is a predicted model, not a curated record. The transcript is spliced from 11 exons. Gene Ontology annotation, molecular function: inositol-3-phosphate synthase activity. NCBI's taxonomy places the organism in Eukaryota, Metazoa, Chordata, Actinopteri, Centrarchiformes, Centrarchidae. Bases 203 to 1861 code for a protein of 552 amino acids.